Messenger RNA from Grammomys surdaster, 2080 nucleotides. It is a transcript of the gene B3gat1, whose product is annotated as beta-1,3-glucuronyltransferase 1. The record is from RefSeq and is a predicted model, not a curated record. NCBI's taxonomy places the organism in Eukaryota, Metazoa, Chordata, Mammalia, Rodentia, Muridae. Gene Ontology annotation, biological process: chondroitin sulfate proteoglycan biosynthetic process; carbohydrate metabolic process. Gene Ontology annotation, molecular function: galactosylgalactosylxylosylprotein 3-beta-glucuronosyltransferase activity. The transcript is spliced from 7 exons. The coding region runs from base 81 to 1238 and encodes 385 amino acids. Gene Ontology annotation, cellular component: Golgi membrane.
GCGCGCGCAUCGCAGGGCAGCAGCCCUGGGUCGCUGGGGCCAGGGCAUAGGACUGCCACCCGCUAUGGACCGCGCCGGGGAUGAUAUGGACUCGCUGCCGCAGGUAUCAGCCUCUGAAGGUUCCUGACCCUGCCCUGGACUACUGUCCCUUCACAGAUUCCCAUCAGGCUGGACUCUGCAAACCUGCUUCCGCAAUGGGUAAUGAGGAUCUGUGGGUGCAGCCAGCCUUGGAGAUGCCGAAGAGACGGGACAUCCUUGCGAUAGUCCUCAUUGUGCUUCCCUGGACACUGCUCAUCACCGUCUGGCACCAGAGCAGCCUCGCACCUCUGCUUGCUGUGCACAAGGAUGAGGGAAGUGACCCCCGCCAUGAGUCACCACCCGGUACAGACCCUAGGGAGUACUGCAUGUCCGACCGUGACAUCGUGGAGGUGGUGCGCACAGAGUACGUGUACACAAGGCCGCCACCGUGGUCCGACACGCUACCCACCAUCCAUGUGGUGACACCCACCUACAGUAGACCGGUGCAGAAGGCAGAGCUGACGCGAAUGGCCAACACACUAUUGCAUGUGCCCAACCUUCACUGGCUGGUGGUGGAGGAUGCUCCACGCAGGACGCCCCUCACAGCGCGCCUGCUGCGCGACACUGGUCUCAACUACACACACCUGCACGUAGAGACACCACGCAACUACAAGCUGCGAGGUGAUGCCCGAGACCCUCGCAUCCCACGUGGCACCAUGCAGCGCAACCUGGCCCUGCGCUGGCUGCGGGAGACCUUCCCACGGAACUCUACUCAGCCAGGCGUAGUGUACUUCGCGGAUGAUGACAACACGUACAGUCUGGAGCUCUUUGAAGAGAUGCGCAGCACGAGAAGGGUGUCCGUGUGGCCUGUGGCCUUCGUUGGUGGCCUUCGGUAUGAGGCCCCACGGGUGAAUGGGGCAGGGAAAGUGGUUGGCUGGAAGACAGUCUUCGACCCCCACCGGCCCUUUGCAAUAGAUAUGGCUGGAUUUGCCGUCAACCUCCGACUCAUCUUGCAGCGAAGCCAGGCCUACUUUAAACUGCGUGGUGUGAAGGGGGGCUACCAGGAAAGCAGUCUCCUUCGAGAACUUGUCACUCUCAAUGACCUGGAGCCCAAGGCAGCAAACUGUACCAAGAUCCUGGUCUGGCAUACACGAACAGAGAAGCCAGUGCUGGUCAACGAGGGGAAGAAGGGCUUCACUGACCCCUCGGUGGAGAUCUGAAACUAAACAUGCAGGAAUCUCCUUCUCAGACCCUGAUCUUGGCAUUCCAUCCUCUCCCAUGGCUGAUAGUCACUCUGAGGCAAACUCCUAAGGAACACCUCUUGUGUAUUCUGAAGGCUUCCAAAAGAGCCCAGCUUGAUGCCAGGAUAAAAGACAGAGAAUUUAAGCACAGACCCGUGGUUCUCUACAUCAACAUGGCCAGGGGCUUAAAAGACCCAAGGGCUGGGGAUUCCAGUUGCCAGCAAAGCCUGCACUCAGCACACCUCCUUGGAAGCUUCCUGUAUUGAUGGGGCUGUAUCAGCAGUGGACCGUGCCAUGGAGUAAUGCUGGGGUGAGGGAGGUCAGAAAACCUCACUGUUGAGUGUAGCAUGGCUCUCCAUGGCUCCCUGCUCUUGGGCCCAGCAUGACUAUACAGCAUGUGCCCAGCCAGGACAUUCCGAAGACCAGAGAGCGGCCUGGGGCAUGAAGAUGCCCCAACACUCCUUUCACACCUGCUCUUCCUCAGAGCUGCUCCCGAAUCAGAAAUACCUCUGGCUCUCCUCUGGUUCAUGUUUACAGGGCAUAAGGCUGUCUUGGAUCCCACCUGGCACCCAGCCCUGCAUUGGGGGAGCCUGAGCCUACCUACAGCUCCCCCUGUACCUCAGGCUGUAGGAGAACAAAGCUUUUACCCAUGUCCCUCAAGCCUCCUGUGCCAAAACUGGCAAGGUAGUGGGCCUAGAGACAGCACAGGUCAUGGAUUGACCUGGAUUAAGAACCAAGUCACCCCAGUGUCCACACUGCCUCUCCAAUACCCCUGGGCUGCAAUGCCCCUUGCUGGGUUUGGACUAAGGAGGCGAUUGCCC